This is a messenger RNA of Heterobasidion irregulare TC 32-1, 885 nucleotides long. RefSeq lists its product as uncharacterized. The record is from RefSeq and is a predicted model, not a curated record. Lineage: Eukaryota; Fungi; Basidiomycota; Agaricomycetes; Russulales; Bondarzewiaceae. Bases 303 to 623 code for a protein of 106 amino acids. The transcript has 7 exons.
CUGUCCCUCCGCUCGACCCACGCAUGGUCGUCCUUUCGACUCCAUAUACGCCUGCCUCUCGACGCCUUCCACUGUCGACCUUAUCGAUCCUCCUGUCCUUGCACAUUCAUUCCUUCCCCUCCUCACAUAUAUUUCACAUUUUCAGUCAUUCUGCCCGCCCUCUCUCGUUCUGCGUUAUUAUAGAGACCCCAUGCGCACUCGACCUCUCGCCUAUUUGCCUGCUCGAAGUGCUCUGAUGCUACGCCCUCGUUUUGUCGUCCCCGCCGGCUCCCCUCUCGCUCCCCAGAUCAAUUCCCACGCUCAUGCCAAAGGAACUGCGAUAUCCGCAGGGAAGCGAGCGCAUUCCAGUCCGUGUGCACCGCGCCGCACUCUGCCUCAAGCAGAAGCUGCAAAGACGCGGUGCGCAUCGCGUUCCAGAAGACUCAUCUUCCAGCCCCUCCAUCUCUCCCCACGUCUCUACCCCUCCCACUGCCGCAGACUACACACCUGCCCUUAGCACGUUCUUCAACAUCACAAAUGGCUCCGAGCAUGCCUUGGGCAAACAGAACGCAACACACCUUGUCUAUCAGGAACGUCACCGCACUGCGACGCAGCGUCAAGUGGGAGCAGCUAGGCUGGCCUGAGGUAGAUUGGUCGCUGAAGAAGUGAGGGAUCGUUAUUGUUUGCACACACCCUGACACACACGGUAUGAGAGGAUCUGACAUACUCUCCCACUCGUACUAUCGGCAACUGAUUUAACAUGCUUUGUGCGCAUAUAUACGCGCUCCCACUCUUAGCUAUUUUUCAAGUACCGCUUCUACCUGUGGUUAGAUUUUUUUUCUCUCUCUGUAUGUAUAUCACGACCCUGCAAACCAUCUCUUCCUCUCCUAAAGAAGAGGCUAUGUC